Molecule: messenger RNA, 525 nt
Organism: Podospora pseudocomata
Lineage: Eukaryota; Fungi; Ascomycota; Sordariomycetes; Sordariales; Podosporaceae
Exons: 1
Coding region: 1-525 (174 amino acids)
Source: RefSeq, a predicted model, not a curated record
AUGCACCUGCCAAGGCAGAGCAGCAUAUGUGUCUCAGCACCAAUUCUCCCCCAUCAUUCCAAGAAGAAACGAAACAUGCCAAUUUUCCAAUUCCCAUAUUUAUUCUCCUGUGUAACCUCCUCACCCAAGGUACCGCCGAAAGGUGACAGGAGGUUCUACAAUCCUCACCUAGCGUCUCCUCAAACUGAGCUGCAUGGUAAAUCCUCUUUGACACUCUCCCAAAACGUCAAGAUCAUCGCCAUCACACCACCUUUUUUCCAAAACGCACACACACCAACCCUUUUUCUAUCACUGUUCUCCUCCCCGCAAGAUCUAUUGUCACACUCAGUCAGUCAGUCACACAACACAAACCGUUACAAUGUCACCUACCCUUCCCAGCAGGAAAAAAACCUCCUUCGCUUCCAGAGUUCCUGUCGGCGAUGGAAAGGGUGUGACAGAAAAAAGAAAAAGAAAAAAGCAUGGCGUUGCAAUGAUAGACACAAACAACUCAAUCGUUUUCCUAUUGGAUACCGACCACAGCUUUAG